GGUAUAAAAGCAGCUGCCUGCUGAGGUUCCUCAGAGAGCUCAGGGAAGAGCCUGCCACGGUGAGCUGUGGGACUCAGAAGGACUCAGUGCAUCGUCCUCCUCCCGGCCACCCCACGCUGGACCCCCUGCCGGACCCUCCACCCUUCGGUCCCCCAAGCUUCCCAGGGGCUUCCUGUAGACUGCACUGUCCCUGCUCAUCCUUUCUCCUGCCACCCUCAAACCUCCUCUGCUCCAGGUUGCUGCCUCCUCUCACUAGAGUGAUGAGGUCCCGGCUGCUGCUCUCCGUGGCCCAUCUGCCCACAAUUCAGGAGACCACAGAGGAGAUGCUGCUUGGGGGGCCUGGGCAGGAGCCUCCAACCUCCCCUAGCCUGGAUGACUACGUGAGGUCCAUAUCUCGACUGGCACAGCCCACUUCUGUGCUGGACAAGGCCACAGCCCAAGGCCACCCCAGGCCACCUCACAGGCCAGUCCAGGCCUGCCGGAAGGGCCACCCUGCGGUGUCCCUGCGGGACAUCACUGCACGUUUCAGUGGCCAGCAGCCCACACUGCCCACGGCCGAUGCUGUGGACCCCCUGGACUGGCUUUUUGGGGAGUUCCAGGAAAAGCAGCCAAGCCGGAGGGACCUGCCACGGACUGGCCCCUCUGCUGGCCUCUGCGGUCCGCACAGACAUAUGGACAGUGGCAAGGCCAAAGGGGCCCCCAGAGGGAGGCUCUGUGAAGCCAGGAUGCCUGGGCACUCCCUGGCAAGACCACCACAGGAUGGGCAGCACAGCUCUGACCUGAGAAGCCGGACUUCUGGGCAGCCUGGCCAGGCCACAGCCUCCCCCCGCAGCCCCCGCCCGGGCAGUGUCCUCAGAACUCUCUACCUGCACCUCCCGGUUAUCCAUGAACUCUGACCCCUCCCCAAUAAAGACUUCUGUAAAGAGCACGCCACCGGGUCUGCGUCUCCUCCAUGGUGGUCACUGUCCCUGGGAGGUGUCUGGAAGGGAAAUGCUUUUCUGCAGGAGGCCCUGCGUGGGCAGUUCACAUUGAGACCGACCCCCUCUGAAAAUGUUAACUGCCUGUCUCACGCGAGGAGAUAUUAUCAAUCCCAUUUGCUCUGAUCCUUGCUGGCUGACCACCUUGAGCAAAUGACUUAACAUCUGUGUUCCUCAGUUUCUCAUGGGUAAUACGCAGAUAAUUACUGGCACCUGCCUCCCAGGCCAUUCUGAUGAGUGAACACAUGACAGGAGCCCAUUCGCCGAGUAGCUAGUGGGGAAACUGGUGGUAGGGGUGUAAGGGUAGUGGGUGCCAGCCCCCUAGGUGUUUCAGAGCAGGGCCUUGGGCACUCCCAAGUCCACCUUUUGGCCCCCACUCAAAGUCCAUGUUCCGUGAGGCCCAAGAGAACACAUGGAGUCUUAGCAAAUGCACCGCUGUGUUUUGGGGGACUGUCACCUGGCAUCACUGGGACACUGCUGGCUACAACUCCUACAUCCUAUGGUGGCACUGGGAGAGUUCCCCAUGAUGAUGGCCGAGACAGAAUCUGUACCACUGAUCCCACCAUCCCCACCUCACACCACCUCCACUCAGGAGCCUCAUAGCUUGGUCAGGAUCCCAACUGUGGGUGGGAAUCAGGGCACCUUCCAGCUGCCCUCCACCGGAUAAGUGCUGAUGUCCUAAGGCCCAGGCCGAGGCAUCUGGAGUCUGGAGGACCCCAGUUCUUGGAGGCAUCUGGCAGCAAGCAGGUGAAGGCAGGGGAUGGGAGGAGGGAAAUUUCCUUCCUUAUUGAGGCAGGUGAAGCGUCAGGGAACAGGAAUCAGGCUGGCUGUGGUCAGAAGUGAAGGGACAGAGAAAGGAGAGGAGAAAGGUUGAAUUGGGGGCCACAGCCAAGCUCAGCUCACCCGGGCGUGUCUCUGCCACCUUGCUUUGUGAGCUGUCAGUCUAUGUCUUUCUCUUUUUUGUGGCUAUUUUUAAUUGCUUUGGACUUGUUAAAUGUUUAUCUGUCUCCUGUUAUGUGUGUUUUCUGGGGAGACAGAAUGUUAACCAUAUUAAAAGGAAAAAGUUUCAGACAA
Molecule: messenger RNA, 2051 nt
Organism: Cebus imitator (Panamanian white-faced capuchin)
Lineage: Eukaryota; Metazoa; Chordata; Mammalia; Primates; Cebidae
Gene: DEPP1
Product: DEPP1 autophagy regulator
Exons: 2
Coding region: 261-896 (211 amino acids)
Biological process (GO): regulation of autophagy
Cellular component (GO): mitochondrion
Source: RefSeq, a predicted model, not a curated record